GAAUUGAAACCUGUGCCUGUUGAGACUCUGUCAAUGUCGUCAGCCAAAAUGCGGGGCCGGGGUUCGGCUCCUCCAACCUCUCUUUUAGGAUAGAGCACCUCAGUUCGCUCGCUCUUCCAGUCCCGUACGACGAGAAUGAUGAAAUUUGCAGUUUUAGAUCAACUCAACCAACUGUUGUAGAGCGAACUGCUUCAUAUAAAAGAGUCGUAUUCAAGAAACAUCGGGAUCACUAUUAUCGACAUUAUACUACCCUCUCGCAGUUUCAGAUCGACGUCAUGGUCCUACUCACAAUCGCCAGCGUGCUGUCUCUCGGCCUUGGAAGAGCACUUGCACAAUCUGGAGUCAUCAGUCCUCUUGCGCGGGCAUGUCCUGGAUAUUCAAACAACACUGAUGUGGUGUGCAUCAACCGCUAUGCCUCAGCUAUGCCGCCUUCUUUCGAACGCCAAAGCUCUACUGGAGGUGUAUUCUCGCCAAACGACACUUUUGUGGAGACUCAAGUACCUUCCGAUCCGUCUUUCGGUCUGGUGAAGAACGCAACAUUCGUCGUGUUCGACCAGCGUGGUAGCCAAAUUCUUGGUCCCUCUCCUAAGCUGGAGUCUGUGUUUGCAAGCCGCAAUGAUUCUAUUCAUGAAGGACCAGUUUAUGUUCCUUCGCUGGACGCUAUCAUUUUCUCCCUACCUCACCAAGGUAUCUACCAGCAACAGAUUAUUCAUCUCAAUGAUUCCACACCUCGAUUGGAGAACUAUACCACGACUCCUCCUGUUUAUGCAGUAAAUGGUGGCAAGCUCUUCAACGGAAAGAUCUACUGGGCUGUCGAGGCAGGUUUCUCAUUUCCUUCACCUCAGAAUGGCUCGCUGGUAGCUCAAAGACCUGGCAUCUAUGAGCUUGAUCCAUCUACUGGCGAGGUCACUACUCUGCUCAACAACUACUUUGGCCAAGCGUUCAACAGCCCCAAUGACCUCUGGGUAGAUGAUCAGGGUGACAUCUGGUUCACUGACUCGUGGUACGGUUAUGCCAUCAAUGUCACUGUAUAUCCAGUACUCCGACCGGCAACCUACCGCUUCAGGCCUUCUACUGGUCGCGUGUCCAUUGUCGAGGACAGUAUUGCUCAACCGAACGGUAUUGGGAUGUCUCCUGACCGUCGAACUAUGUACAUCAGCGAUACUGGUGUGACCGAUUUCGAGAACUACCCAGCGGACGGUCCUCUCGUUACAGCUACAACUCACUGGGAGGAAAUUCUUUUGGGAUCUUACAUCAUCAACAAGCGACCGAUCUACCAAGCCCAGACGUUUGGAGAUGAUGGUUUCCAUGUCGCUCAGAAUGGGUACCUUAUAGCAGCUGAAGGGGGAGGUGUUACUGUCUUGAGUGAAUACGGAGAGAUGCUUUUACGUAUCGAGACUGGCUUCACAGUCAACAACAUCCAGUUUGCUGGUCCCGAGAGAAAGGACCUUUGGGUGUUUGGCGAGGGCGAGAUUGCUCGUGUGACCUGGGAUUUGGUCGGUAUGGCAAACGAGUGAAUCAAGACACCGGGGCACAACAAACACGUGUCUUCGUGACGAAACACGAUAGAGAGAACGAUGUAGAGAUCUAAAGAUAUUAAC
Molecule: messenger RNA, 1601 nt
Organism: Aureobasidium pullulans EXF-150
Lineage: Eukaryota; Fungi; Ascomycota; Dothideomycetes; Dothideales; Saccotheciaceae
Product: calcium-dependent phosphotriesterase
Exons: 2
Coding region: 276-1517 (413 amino acids)
Source: RefSeq, a predicted model, not a curated record